Penicillium odoratum is the source of this 1566-nucleotide messenger RNA. RefSeq lists its product as uncharacterized. Lineage: Eukaryota; Fungi; Ascomycota; Eurotiomycetes; Eurotiales; Aspergillaceae. The coding region runs from base 1 to 1566 and encodes 521 amino acids. Gene Ontology annotation, molecular function: protein binding. The transcript has 2 exons. The record is from RefSeq and is a predicted model, not a curated record.
AUGGGAACAAAGGCAGCCCUGCGGCAAUGGCUCUACUUCCGAAAAGCCCUCGCGCCCACCUCUGCGAUAAUCGACUUGCCUCGAGCAAGCAGCCUUACACCCGCAAAUCUACUCAAAGCCAAUAGCCAUGCGAUCCGCACCACACGGCCAUUCCACAGUACCUCGUCGAAACAGGCAAAAGUGCGGGCUCGCCCAGCACCUGCCGCAAAGCGAGCGCGAGAACAAAAACAACGCGAAACCAAUUUCCGUGCUGCCUGGGACCCGAUGAGUGGCGUUGCUGGCACGGGCCUAUUAAUGGAACCUUUGCGCGUCUUCAAACCGGAAUACGUUGGGACUAUGGAGGAGAUGUUGCAUAAGCAUGAAACGCAUUCAAAAUGGGCGUACGCAGCUGCCACUAGAGACGGUCUGAUUCCCAGUGCUAUCAGUGAGAAGACAUACAAAGAUGUGGGUGAUCAGCUGAUCAGAGCGGCGUGGGAUUCGCGGGCAGAUGAAGGGAAAGAUAUUAUUCGGGCUAUUUCGACAGAUGUCGAUGCUAUUUACCGCAUUGGUUGGAUGGUCAGUGCUGAGAGCAAGGCCUUUCGCCAAUGGCUUAAUUUGGCAUGUGCAGGCGCUGGCGCUGCUCUUCCGCUUGUGAUCUUUACGCGAAACACUAUCUCGGAUACACAUGCACCGGAGCACGAUACUGUUCUGUUUAAGCGUUUGUUCGAAUUGGCGGAUCAUGGAUACCCUCCUGCCAUACUACUGCAGGCAAAGAUCAUGCAUUUACGGGGGCAACAUGAGGCCUCUGCUAAGCUUCUAGAAGAGAAGGUGCUGCCGUAUCUCUCCCCGACAGCACGAAAACCCUUGCCAUUCGAGGACAUCUGUCUGGGUGGCCUCAUGGAGUCACCAUACAGGUUAUACGCGCUGAUCCUGGCAACAAUGGGCGAAGCGAAGACUUCCAAGGAAUACCGCGCCAAAGCAGAUGAAGCGCUCCGAGUCGCAGCACUGGAAUACAACGAACCCGCAGCGCUAAUCGAAUACGCAUCCCUUAUGAUGAACAAGAACAACUUGGAGAUGUAUGAAGAAUGCAUGUCCAAAGCUGCCACGCAGGGCGAAGGAUCAGCUUGUUUCUACCUCGCAAAUUUCUACUACCUCACCCAUCAAGGGGUGUACCCAACACGCGGUGAACAAAAGCCCACACGAGCCAAUCCCGACCCGGUCGCAAACUGGAAACCGAUUGACGUCGACUCUAAGGCUGAAAUCGAACCACCCAAAAAGCUUAGCAAGCAGAUCGUCAAACAUUUGAAAGGCCUAUUCAACCGUUCCAUGAGCCGUGCUGAAUACCACCGGCUUGCGCUCAGUUGGUAUUAUCAAGCCGCCGCCUGGAAUGGUGAACUCCGGGCAAGCUUUAUGCAUGCGCUUCUGUCGCGGGAGAUGGGCUUGAUGACGGAAGGCCGGCAAAUGUUGGAACUUUCGCAUAUGGAAUAUGAUCCCGUCUAUUCGAAGAAGGUGGCGGACUUGAAGGCUAAUUGGUUUAAUAAGGAUUAUGAGCCAUCGGUGCCGAAGAAGAUGUUACCUGUUCGAUGA